AUGGAAUCCUACCUAGCCCUACGCGUGGCGUUGCUGCUCCUUUCCGGGGUCCUGGUCCCUGCGGUGCUCACAGCCGAGGGUCCCCAGGAAACGGCUCCAACACUGUGGAACGAACCUGCUGAGCUGCCGUCGGGAGAAAGCCCCGCGGAGAGCACGAGCCCGGCCCGGGAGCCCUCCGUCACCGGUGUCCAGGCCGCCACAGACGCGCCAGGCCCGGAGGACAGCACCGCCGGGGAGCGGCUGGACCAGGGCGGCGGUGCACUGGGGCCCGGCGCCAUCGCCGCCAUCGUCAUCGCUGCCCUGUUGGCCACCUGCGUGGUGCUGGCGCUCGUGGUCGUCGCGCUGAGGAAGUUUUCCGCCUCCUGA
Messenger RNA from Chrysochloris asiatica (Cape golden mole), 366 nucleotides. It is a transcript of the gene SNORC, whose product is annotated as chromosome unknown open reading frame, human C2orf82. The transcript is spliced from 3 exons. The record is from RefSeq and is a predicted model, not a curated record. Gene Ontology annotation, cellular component: cell periphery. The coding region runs from base 1 to 366 and encodes 121 amino acids. Gene Ontology annotation, biological process: cartilage development. Lineage: Eukaryota; Metazoa; Chordata; Mammalia; Afrosoricida; Chrysochloridae.